Messenger RNA from Trypanosoma cruzi, 844 nucleotides. RefSeq names its product trans-sialidase, putative. The record is from RefSeq and is a predicted model, not a curated record. The annotation marks the transcript as partial. The transcript has a single exon. NCBI's taxonomy places the organism in Eukaryota, Euglenozoa, Kinetoplastea, Trypanosomatida, Trypanosomatidae. Gene Ontology annotation, molecular function: exo-alpha-sialidase activity.
AUACGAUCAGGUCCGUCCUCAGUACUUGGGCGCACUGGACGCCUCAUUUUCCAAGUCGUCCACACCCACGGCGGGUCUGGUGGCGGUUUUGUCCAACACGGCCAGUGAUGGCACGUGGGUCGACGAUUACCGCUGCGUGAAUGCAAGCGUGACGAAGGCAGCGAAGGUCCACAAUGGUUUUAAAUUCACGGGGCCUGGGUCCAUGGCAACAUGGCCCGUGAACAGCCGGGAGGAUAAUAGUCACUACGGCUUUGUGAACCACGAUUUCACUCUUGUGGCGACGGUGGUCAUCCACCAGGUUCCGAAGGAAAUCACUCCUUUGCUGGGUGCAAGUCUGGGGGACGGUCCCGGCAAGAAGAUUAUUGGGCUGUCGUACGGCAUGGAUAAAACGUGGGAGACGGUGUUUGAUGGGACAACAACAGCACAGAUAAACACUUGGGAGCCUGGGAGAGAAUACGAGGUGGCGCUCGUAAUUCAGGGCGGCAACAAGGGCUCCGUGUACGUGGAUGGUGAGCUUGUGGGGAGCUCGGAAGCGAUACCAACACUUGAGACGCGUGGGGCUGAAAUCACUCAUUUCUACUUUGGGGGUGAUGAGGGAGACAGCGACAGCAAUGUGACGGUGACGAACGUCUUUCUGUACAACCACCCACUGAAUCCCACUGAGAUGCGUGCAAUCAAGGGAAGGGCACCCGUUUCGACAAGAGGUCCGGAAACCCAAGUGGAGGAUGGAACGGAAAGGAGGCAUAUCCCUCGGAUUGAGGGUGUGCGAGCCAAUGCGCCUGCUGGGAGCGGACUGCUGCAGCUGCUUCUUCUGCUUGGGCUGUGGGGCUUUGCGGCUGCGUGA